This is a messenger RNA of Funneliformis mosseae, 4485 nucleotides long. The record is from the annotation of a GenBank genome assembly. NCBI's taxonomy places the organism in Eukaryota, Fungi, Glomeromycota, Glomeromycetes, Glomerales, Glomeraceae.
AUGUUGUCGGAUAACAACGAGAGACGUCCUUCAGUCGAUAGCAAUGUGACUCCUAAUAUGGGCGUUAGCAUACCUUCGGACGGAAACGUUCAAUCUAUAGUUAAUAUUAACGAUACCCUGUCUGACAAUGGUCAAACAAAUUCUUCAACAACAACAAUAACUGGAAAUUCGUCUUCAAAGGACCAUUUCCCUGUUAUUGACUCACGCUCACGUUCAUCUUCAGCGUCUAGCAUGCAAUCUUCGGGUAGUUACUUAACACAAACAGAAUUACCUGGAGUAUAUAAAGAACAAAAUGCUUUUGGUUCAAGUACCUCCUUACAACAAAACGCAAUUCCAACCGAAAUUGAUAUUCCCUCGGCAACAAAUGAAACUACAUCUAAACGACGUCAGACACCACCUUCUCCUAUAAGUACAAAUAUUGACGGGUCUAAUGUUAGUAGUCCAACUAAUUCAACUGCGGCUUCUUUAACUCGUAGAGACCAUAUAACUAGUCACACUCACGAUCGAAGUAGAUCCGCUUCCUUUGAUGGAGAAAUUGAACCUUCUUCAUGGACGCUGGAUAGAGUAUUAGAAUGGCUUGAGAAUAAUGGUUUUAGUGAAUAUAAAACGAUGUUUAUUGAUAAAAAUUUAUUUGGGGAACAAUUUUUUGCUCUUGGAGAUGUUAGAAAAAUUAAAAGUAUAUUGAAAAGCAAUGAAACUGGCGAUUCUACUCGUUAUAAAUUAAUAACAGCAAUUAGAAAGAUUCCCAAACGAGAAUCACUAUCUAAUAAGGGUAAUCAACCGGAUAUGCAAAAUCCAUCAGGAAGCCAAUUAUUAUCAUCUAAUUCUAUAAAUGAACAAAACUAUCCAACAACUCCGAUUAUACAAUCAGUACCUUCGCCAAAAGAGCAAAAUUCGAAGCAAAAAUCUUUAAAAUUAUCGACAAGUUUUCCUGAAUUACGUAGCUUUAAUCCAAAAAGUCAUAUAACAAGUCCAAUGAUAGGUCCAAGAACAUCUUCGAUUGGUUGGGAAAAUAAGAGUAAUAAUUCAUCAAAUUCGUCCACAACAAUAAAAGAAGUAGAAUUAUCUAAUGAAAAUAGUGUUACUCCUAUAAAUAAUGAUGAUAAAUGUUCAACAUCAUUACUUGGGAUGAUAUCAGAAUCUCAUACACCUGAGCAACAUAAUUUUAAUAAUAAUCCUUCCGUUAUACAACAACAACAAUUUAAUGUAUCAUCAGAAGAUACUAAUAUUAGUCCUCUUUCUCCUAAUUAUAAUAUAAGAAGUAAUAAAAGAAGCCCUCAUAAUAGAACAAAUGUAUUAAACGUUGAAACUGAUGAUUCUAUUGUUGCCAAACCAAAAAAUAUUCAAGUAACAUUUGAUAAUAAAAAUUUUCGCGUGGUUGAUUUGAGAGAUUGGGUGGAUCCUUCCAUGAUUAAACGUGCAAUCUUGUCUGAAUUGAAUAUUGAAGAAUGGGAGCAUGUUACAUUUCAUUUGACUGAAAUUGGACAAAGCGAAAUUGGUCCCAUGAUAGAUGAUGAAAUAUUGAUUCAAAAAUGUAUGAAUGCUGAUAAUAUAGGAACAUUAAAAUUAUUUGUUAAAUUUUCAGAUUCAUUUUAUGCGCAAAGUCAUAAUCAAGGUAAAAUGGUUAUGCAAGGAGGACAAAAUCCAGAAUUUAAUAGAGUUUACGUUGAUUCGGGGAAAAGUACUUCUCCUUCAAAUUUAAUUCCUGGUGGGGGCGAUCAAUCAAAUAAAACAAGAUUUUUAAGACGUAAAACUCCUCCAGAAAUAGAAAGAAGAUUUAAUAGUUUUGCUGGUGGAUUUGAUCCAAAAAUUUCAGAACGUUGGAAAGCAUCACAACCCGAAGGGUUAAGUCCUUUAUCAGAAGAGUCACCAGACAUAAAUAAAUUUGGAGAUUUAAAAUUUCCGGUUCCACAUUAUGAUUCUUCACAAAAACAAGGAAGUAAUCAUAUGUACUCCCUGGAUCAUAAUCUACUAUCUUUUGGAGCACCUUCCAAUCAUCCUUAUAACAGAAAGCGGGCGGUAUCUAGCGAUAGGGAGAAUCUUGAUUUUCCAAUUUCGUCAUUAUCGCAGCAUCGUGUAGGUGUUGAUUAUUCUCGUAGUAACAUUUCUUUAAUACCUAGGUCACAACCAUCAAAACAACAUCCAUCUGCUUUACAACCUGCGAAUGGAAUGAAUAUGAUGAGACGUCCUCCAAGUCGAGAAAGUAUUAUAGAAAGUGUUAGAAAUUCAGAUAGCAUUAGAGAUGGUGUACGAAAUCAUCCACCACCGCCAGUUCCACCAAAGCCUAAUAACGUAGCACAGAAUUCUCAACAUUCUUUAAUGUCAGCAGUUUCUGGAGGAGUAUACAUGCAAAAUAAAUUUAGUAGUAGAUCGCAACCUCAUUUACCUCUCUCUAAACCAUCAACAUCUUUAAAUAAUAUUAGUUCACGAGAUCCACCAGAACCAGAACGUUAUAAACAUACCAUGCAUGUGGUAACAUCUGAGCCUGAUCUUACUCUCAAUAGAUUUGAUAUGCGGCAAUCAGAAGGAAAGGAAUACAAUCGCCAUUCUAUAAUUCGAACCCAAUCCAUUAAAGCUCUAUUUCCAGAAGAAGGUGAUGAGCCACAAUUAUGGCCAAAAAUCACGUCGCCAAUGAAAGAAGAAUCAUUUUGGGCAAAACCUCCAACUAAACUUUUGCAAAACGAUAGUAAUUCACCACAUAUCAAUGAUGAUGAACUUUCUACACGAAUUUCUAGUUUAACAAGUUCUUUGGAUAAUAUUAGUAUUGAAGAUGAUGAUAGUGGAUUUUGGGCGCAAAAGCCUAGAACAUCGUCUAAACCCAAAUCUUUAAAUUAUACAUCAAAUGAUAGUGGAGGUGAUGAGAGUUUUUGGGCUCAAAAACCAGUUUCAAGUAAAUCGAUUGAAGAUAAGAAUAAAGCUGUUACAGCUACUACCAUCUCCGAGGACAUUUGUGCUCAAAUUCCAAAAUCAUCUUCAAAUAAUGGACAAUCAAUAAAUCCUCUUGUUAUGCAUAGUGAUGAAACAAUAGAUUCAGCUAUAAGCUUAACUUCGGUUCAUAAAACUUAUGAUGAUAAUAAUGGUGAACAAGAACAAAGUACAGGAAGUGUAAAAUCUAAUAAUGAUACAAUUGAAUUAAGAAAUAAUAAUUAUGAACGUUCAAAUGAACCUAAGGAAGGUCCCAAACCUAAACCUCCGAAACAGAAGCGUUCAAGUAAACCUUCAGGUCUAGCACGUACGGUGUCAAUGCGCAGAGGCGUAGAUGAAUCUUGGGUAGUUCGUCCUACAGCUGAAGAUCUGUUUGAGCAUUUAGAACAAUACUUUCCAGAUCACGAUCUUGACAAACCUAUUAUAGACGCAAAUGGUUCUUCUGUUCAACAACAAAGUAAUAAUGAAGAAUCAAAAAGUGUACCUCUAGUACAAGGAAAAACUGGAGGAAUACAAAGAGGAAAAUCUAUUCGCGCUGCAGCUCGUGAAGCACAUGAACGUGAACAACGUGAAAAGAAAGAAAGGAAUAAUAAUAGAAAGUUAAUUGGUGUGGUCAAUACUAUUAAAGCAAGUCAAAGAUUAAGUAGAAAGCCAACUACUAAAUUAUGGGAUAAGAAAGUUGUUGAAGAAGUUCCUUCACAUAAAAAACCUUGUCCCCCAGAUCUCCCUCCGGGAGAAAGUGUUCCGGCUGAAAGAAAACCUGUAAAGUGGGUGAAAGGUGAACUUAUUGGUAAAGGAACCUUUGGAAAGGUAUUUCUUGCUAUGAAUAUGAACUCAUCUGAAAUAAUGGCAGUCAAACAAAUUGAGUUGCCAACAACGAAGUCGGAUAAAUUGAAUGAGAGGCAACAAAACUUGGUCAAAUCGUUCACAGACGAAAUGGAAAUUUUGAAAGAUUUAGAUCAUGACCAUAUUGUCCAAUAUAUAGGGUUUGAAAGAAAUAAUGAAACUAUUAAUAUUUUUCUUGAAUAUGUUAAUGGCGGAUCCAUUGGUACCUGUUUAAGAAUUUAUGGAGCGUUCAAAGAACCUGUCGACAUUAAAGCAGAUAAUAUUCUUGUUGACGAAGAAGGGUGUUGCAAGAUUUCUGAUUUUGGAAUCUCAAAAAAAAGUGAUCAUGCUCUAGCAGCCUAUGAUUAUAAUUCAAAUAUGUCAUUGCAAGGCACUAUCUUCUGGAUGGCACCAGAGGUGUUUACUAGAGGUUAUAGUGCUAAGGUUGACAUAUGGAGUCUUGGUUGUGUAGUACUUGAGAUGUUUGCUGGGGAAAGACCUUGGUCGGAAUUAUCGGACCUUGCUGCAAUGUUUAAGCUUGGAAGCGAGAAAAAAGCACCUCCGAUAAGAGAAGACAUCGUAAUGUCAAAUGAUGCAAGAAAGUUUAUAGAUCGAUGCUUUAUAAUAGAGCCAGAGGAUCGACCAACCGCCAAAAUACUUUUACGUGAUGCCUUUGUACAAGAAAAUCCCAACUUCCAUUUUAAGGAGUUUAUAUCAAUACCUGGACGUGCUUAA